Tarenaya hassleriana is the source of this 1524-nucleotide messenger RNA. Its product is annotated as peptide chain release factor PrfB1, chloroplastic. The record is from RefSeq and is a predicted model, not a curated record. Bases 34 to 1425 code for a protein of 463 amino acids. Gene Ontology annotation, biological process: translational termination. Gene Ontology annotation, molecular function: translation release factor activity, codon specific. Lineage: Eukaryota; Viridiplantae; Streptophyta; Magnoliopsida; Brassicales; Cleomaceae. Gene Ontology annotation, cellular component: cytoplasm. The transcript has 7 exons.
AGUCACAGAGACUCGGAAGCAUAAGCGAAAUCCAUGGAGGUUAACGUCCUCCGAUCUAUCUCCGGCCUCAGCGCCUCUCUCUCCGACACGCUUCCACGACGAACGAAACUCUCUCUUCUUCGUGUAUCCCUUCCUCUCUCUUCUCCAUUUCUCGUAUCUUCUUAUUCUUCUGCUUCUUUGUCUUCUUCGUCUUCCCGUCGUCUUACUCCGCCCAUUUUAUUCGCUGCACAGGAGAGUCAUCUGAGCGUACCGCCUGAUAAUGAUACGAGAGAAUGGGUAAUGCAAGAUUUUUAUACACUAAGGAAGGAUGUAGAAACUGCAUCUGCACGUGUUGAAGAGAUUAGGGCGUCUGUGGGUCUGCAGAAACUGGAACAAGAACUCGAAGACUUGGAGUCGAAGGCAUCUGAUAGUUCUUUUUGGGAUGACCGGGCUAAAGCUCAAGAGACUCUUUUGGCCUUGACCGAUAUUAAAGAUAAGAUACGGCUUCUCUCUGAGUUCAAAUCAAAAGUUGAAGAUGCAGAAACAAUUGUUAAACUAACAGAAGAGAUGGAAUCCAUUGAUCCCGGGUUACUGGAAGAGGCUAUGGGGAUCAUCAAAGAGUUGAAUAAAGAUUUGGAUCGGUUUGAGUUGACACAGCUUCUUUCAGGACCCUAUGACAAAGAGGGUGCUGUCAUCUCUAUUACAGCUGGAGCUGGAGGAACAGAUGCUCAGGAUUGGGCGGAAAUGCUACUUAGAAUGUAUGUAAGAUGGGGAGAGAAGCAGAGGUACAAGACGAGAGUUGUUGAGAUGUCUGCCGGAGAGGAAGCCGGGAUUAAGUCAGCGACCCUUGAAAUCGAAGGGCGUUAUGCAUAUGGUUACCUAUCAGGUGAAAAAGGAACUCACAGAAUUGUUCGGCAGUCUCCAUUCAACGCGAAAGGCCUUCGCCAGACCAGCUUUUCUGGUGUUGAAGUCAUGCCACUUCUUCCCGAGGGUUCGGUGGAAGUUGAAAUACCAGAAGACGAUCUAGAGAUUAGUUUCACACGGGCAGGCGGAAAAGGAGGUCAGAACGUUAACAAGGUUGAAACUGCUGUCCGUAUUACUCACAUCCCUACCGGCGUCACAGUUCGCUGUACCGAGGAGAGAACACAACUGGCAAACAAGACAAGAGCUAUGAGCAGACUGAAGGCAAAGCUGUUAGUGAUAGCAGAGGAGCAGAGAGCAUCGGAGAUAAAACAGAUAAGAGGGGAUGUGGUGAAGGCGGAAUGGGGACAGCAAAUCAGGAACUAUGUGUUCCAUCCCUACAAGCUCGUCAAGGACGUACGGACAGGAUACGAGACAUCGGACAUCACAUCUGUAAUGGAUGGUGAGUUGGACCCUUUCAUCAAAACUUACCUCAAGCAUAAAUACACCCUUUCCAUGUCUUCCUCUUCUGCUGUGGCAAAUUAGAUUAUUAGUAUGUUACCUAUGACAUAAGACUGUAUUUGUAUUCUAUAACUUCCUCUGUUCAAUGCCAAUGCCCUCAAGGUAUACUGACUUUGCUCACUA